AUGGCUCGUCUCACCUUAGCAGCCCUGGGCCUCCUAGCCGUCAUACAGUCCUCAUUUGCCCAGCGAGGAGCAGGAAACUGUCAAUGGGCCGCCCUUCGAAUGCAAACCGACAUCUACAUCGAAUCCCAAACCUAUGGAGAAGUCGACCCAAUGCUCGUUUCAAACUCGCCUCUGUACCGCGAGAACUACAAGCAGCGCGACAUAAACACCUCAUUUCUCACCACUCCGCUCAAGAUCGACUACACUCGCACUUUCGUCGACCAACGAGAAUGCAAGACGUACUCACAACUGAUUGUCACGGAUCCCAAGAACCCGUACAUCAUCGGCACCCAGAUCACAUACGACAACAUUGGUAGCGCGGGCCUCAAGGCCAAAAUCAUAGACGUUGUUAUCUCACGUCCUUCGACCGAGCCGCAAUUCAAUGCCACAAAGACGCUCGCAUAUGUUGAUGCAGAGGAUUGGUCCGCAAUUGUUGCGGCAAAGCAAGACAGCCGGGACUUGCUCAAGAUCGUGGCCAACUCGUACCUCGACCUGUGGAGCGGCAACGACAACUAUGAACUGCCCUGGGGCACACCGUGCGCCCGGCUGGAGGGAAGCGAGUACUACACCGAGGAGUGUCAACCCGUGAGCUUGAAUGGCAAGGCAAAUACGGACAGGAUGUAUGUGAUUGACGAGGGUUUGGGGGCUGUGAGCGUGUUUAGCAAGGGCGGAAGUGACGGAGCACUGCUAGACAUCCACGAGUUCAGGCUUGUUCAAGGGAAGCUGCGCUAUGUCCAUCACUUCACCGCGAGCGAUGCGGUGUUGGUGGUGUAA
Molecule: messenger RNA, 813 nt
Organism: Sordaria macrospora k-hell
Lineage: Eukaryota; Fungi; Ascomycota; Sordariomycetes; Sordariales; Sordariaceae
Source: RefSeq, a predicted model, not a curated record